Molecule: messenger RNA, 3138 nt
Organism: Rhizopus microsporus ATCC 52813
Lineage: Eukaryota; Fungi; Mucoromycota; Mucoromycetes; Mucorales; Rhizopodaceae
Exons: 6
Coding region: 1-3138 (1045 amino acids)
Biological process (GO): mitotic spindle assembly
Cellular component (GO): mitotic spindle; cytoplasmic microtubule; microtubule organizing center
Molecular function (GO): microtubule binding
Source: RefSeq, a predicted model, not a curated record
AUGAAAGUGCACUCUGCAAAGAUUCUUACCCAAAAAGAUCUUGAAAAAGAAUUUAUAGCCAUUUCUAAAUUAUUCGUUGGAAAAGAGACAGAACAUAAUUGGGAGAAGAGAGAUGCUGCUAUCAGACAGUUACGUGAAGCACUUCAUUCAACUCAUUUUGAAGAAUGGAAAAGUACCUUUAUACGUGGCAUUCACGACGUAGUUAGCGACGUAAUCAAGACGAUACAUAGUCUACGAAGUUCAGUAGCAUUGGAAGGAUUGGCUUUAAUAUCAGAUAUCAGUUUACUCAUUGGAGAGUGCUUAGAUUUGUAUACGAUUGAGACCAUUUUAAUCAACUUGUUAAAAUGCUGCAGCACAACAAAGAAGAUCAUUGUAUCAAAAUCCAAUGAAGUAACAAGCCAGUUUCUAUCAAGAACAAACUAUCAUUUUAAAGUAGUAUCCAUUCUUUGUAAAAAUAUAAGCGACAAAAAUACCCAAGUACGACAAUCAUCAGCUCUAUUCUUAAAGACAGUACUUCAAACACAUGGCCAAAAAGAACAGACAAAGCUGGCUAUUGGAAAAGCAGAAAGUACUGCACUUAUCCAUCAAUCUUUAAACAAGGGAUUAAGUGAUGCGUCACCAUCUGUACGAGAAGCUUGCAGACAAGCCUAUUGGACAUAUCACGAAUAUUGGCCAAAUGAAGCUAAAAAAUUAUGCAUCACCAUAGAUACUGUUGCCUUGCGCCAAUUAGAAAAAUCCAACAAGGGCAAAAAAAUAUCUCCAAUACCACUAUUUAACAGAUCCAAUUCCUCAUCUUCUAUAUCAACCACUUCUUCAUUAUCGUCCAAACCUCCCACAUUAAAAAGAGCGUCCUCCAACUCAGAAGUAGAUGGUAAAAAGCAUCAUUCGAUACCCGCUGUUUCAAUUGAAGUCAAGAAAAACUUGUCAAUUCAAAAACUAACAAGGUUAUCACAUAUAUCCAAUGUAUCUGCACCUACUGCACCUGUUGCAUACAAGCUAAAUAAACAGCUAUCAACUACCCAUGCUCGAUCACAGCGACAGACUAAGUCUGAUUUUCACCAUCGAUCCGCGCUUGAAUCUGCUUCGAUUCUCAAUAUGCUCAAAAGCAACAACACCAAUCAAAAAUGCAACGGUAUUCGUAAAUUGUCUGAAAAGCUUCACAACACCGUCUACAACCCAUCUGGCAGCAUCAGUCUUCCACCUGAUGUUCCUUCUAAACUUAACCUUUUACCCAUCUUGAUGGAUUAUAUUUCAAGAAAGGAUCUCGAGUUGGAAGUAUACCAAACUCUCAUGAGCUGGGAAAGUCUGGCCGGCAUAUUUGUUUAUGUCAUGUCUUUGAAUUACUAUGCUCCUACUCUGAUCAUAGCAGACCAACAAUGCAAAAGCUCGCAAAGCAAAAGAAGUGAUAUGACAGCAGUUUUCAGCAAAGGAUUAGCGCGUAUGAAGCUGUUUUUAAAGAGAAAUGACCCAGGACUUGUUACGAAGCUAUUGAACCUGCUAAAGUCUACAGAAAACGUACAAAAGUCUAAACAGCUAGAUUCAAGUGUCAAACGCGACAUUCUAUUGUUCCCUGUCAAUAAAGAACACCUACAGGUCGGUCUAUUGGAAUGGAUAGAUCAGCUUGCAUGUGAUCACCUUGGCUUGACUCAGGAUGAAGACAUGGAAACAUUAAUGGAGGGCUCACGUUGGUUGAACGCAUCAUUGCAGAAAGCAACUGCUGAGCAGUGGUUUGAUGUAGAUGAGAAUGUGAAGCAACUUACUGAUUACGUUGUGCAUAUGACCACCGCAGACUCCACAAAGCAUCAGGAGCUGCUACAACCUGCUCUACAGCAACUUGUAGAACACUUGAAAAUGAUCAAUGUCACAGUUUUUGAUGAUGUUGUACAAUCUGCCAACAAGGACCCCAAGGUUGCAGAAAACAGUUUAUUACAGAAUGUGCUAAGGUCCAUCAUGGAAGAACAGAGUACGGAUUCUGUAGCAUUGGAAGAUCUUCCUGAUGAAAUGAUGAUACAGGAUAUAGAUUUUAGUGUGAUGGAUAAACUAAAUGAGCUGGAUGAGUACAAUGCUAGCACAGGUAUGACUCAGGAAUUGUCAAACAUUAGGAUCAAUCCCCAAGUACACUAUAUAAAUAAUACAAGUCAUCAAAAUAACACAUCAUUACAAAUCCAAGACAUAGAAACAAUCGAAAAGAAAAGCUCUACAAGUACGAUGCCUAUUGUUCAUCCACCUGAUUCACCAAAGCCCUCUAUGGUAUUACAACAAGAAAAGAUUGAAACACCUGCAAGCAGCCCAGAGAUAAUGCCUCAAAAGAUAAGCAUUGAGACAAGAACGACAAGAGUAAAGAAUAGCCGGCCAGCGCCUAGUCCAAGUGUAUCGGUUGAUGACAGACAGUGUGUUAAAAAGCAAAAGCAUAUCCAUGAACAGAGUACAGAAACAACGACAGCGCCAACAGAAGCUGAUCAGAAUCCAACUAGAGAAAAGCUCAGCAUAGAUGCUAGUAUAAAACUUGAUAUGCUUCAAAGUGGAAUUGCCAGAAUAAGGUCUAAUCAGGUGGACGAAGCACUGCUACUUCGAUUACAACGCUUAUCAAACGACACGCCUAUUCAAGAUAUAUACAAUAUUGAAGAUGGCUGCAAGUUCUGGUUGAAUGACUAUGCCGAGCCAUUUAGGUCUCUUUUGAGUGGGGUGACAAAGUACCUUGCUGAUGAAGAGACACAAGAUCCGAUAUUGAGAAUAGAAGCUGUGCAGCUUAUCAAAAAGAUGAUUAUUUGCCAACGAGCGUUAUUUUUACGAUUUGCAAAGGUGAUAACGAAGGGAUAUGCACAUCAAAUAUAUUAUGUCCUUAAAACCCUAUUGAAGGAAACCACAGAUAUCUACAGCAAUAUAUCCGUUGUGGCAGAAGACGCUAUUAGCCAGCUAUUAUCUAUUUAUUCUCCUGAAGUAUCCUUAAAGUUACUUCAGGAUGUCGCAAAUCAUUUUACAGAAGCAACCCAUAUACCCAAUACUCAAACCAAUCAUCAGCCACUUGGUGUAUUAUUUUCAUAUGUCAGUAAGGUUGCACCUGAUGCGUCAAACAUAACACUAGAUCAAUUCCUUAAAAAAGGUGUUACUGAUUUGUUAGUAAAGCAGAGCAAUUGA